Megalops cyprinoides (Indo-Pacific tarpon) is the source of this 3084-nucleotide messenger RNA. It is a transcript of the gene ccdc191, whose product is annotated as coiled-coil domain containing 191. The transcript is spliced from 18 exons. NCBI's taxonomy places the organism in Eukaryota, Metazoa, Chordata, Actinopteri, Elopiformes, Megalopidae. Gene Ontology annotation, molecular function: phosphatase binding. Bases 169 to 3084 code for a protein of 971 amino acids. The record is from RefSeq and is a predicted model, not a curated record.
ACUUACUUUCUGUGAACCUUCAAACGAGAAACGUAACCUUUUAUCUUGCUUAGAUCGACGCUUGGUUUGAAGACGAAUUUUGGACGUUUUUAAAAUGUACUAACAGAGGACUGGAGCAUGAACUAGCCCGCGAGUAAACUUCUUGUUAGUAAUCCGAUCCUCAAAACAAUGGAAAUGGCAUAUUCGGGACACAAGCCGGAUCAGUUUCGUUGGAAAAGAUUCACUAAGAAUAAGAAAACAUCUUGUAAGGUGCAGCGGGACGACGAUGACGUUGCGCAGUGGGUGAAGCGGGUGGAGAUGGCCUCAGAGCUGGCCGUGUCGGAGGUGUUCUCCCGGAAGAGGAGGCCAGUGGACCGAAGACUGAGCAGCUCAGCACUGACACUACAGACUGAGGAACAGCUGCAGGACCAUGAUGAGGCUUACGGUGAAGCGCAGCUCCUGCUGAGUGACUGGAUGAACAGGAAGCUGCGUGUGGAGCUGGAGGCGGGGCAGGAUGAGGAGACGGACAGCUCAGAAGCCCCGCCCCCUCAGCCUGCCUUCCUACAGCUCGACAACUUCGAUGACCUGUACUCCCACCUGGACCAGGACACAGAACACUCUGCUGUGCACAGCGUCCUGCAGGACCUCAUGCUAACAGAAGUGGUGGAUUCUGGGAUUGUGGAGGACCUCGGGCUGGAUGCAGAGAGAAAAAAGAAGAAGUGGAAGAAUCCGCAGGUUACCAUGGAGAUGCGACACCAGCAGGUGCGUGAGAGCCGGGCGCGGCGUGAGGCGGAGCGGGAGCAUCAGCGGAGGGAGAGGGAGAUGCGCAGGGAGGCCCGAGAGGAGGCGCAGCGGCAGGAGCAGGAGCUGCAGCGCCGGAGGAGGCAGGAGGCACGGCAGCAGGAGGAGUUGCUGCAGCAGGAGGUGGUGAGGCUGCGCAGGAAGAUGGAGGAGCAGAGAAGGCUGGAGCAGCGCAUUCGAGCCAUCGAGAGGGAGAGGCAGAACAGGAAGCCAGAGGUCCAGGCACUGCCCCCACCUGAUCCAGGCCCCGCCCUCGCUGAGCCAGGCUCCGCCCUCAUGAAGCCAGGCCCCGCCCUCACCAGCACACAGCAGCUGCAAGCGAGGGACAGACUGCACAAACUGCAACAGAUCAAGGCCAGAGUGCACCUGCUGAGCAACCUGCGAUGUGUGCAGAAGUGUCUCUCAGGGUGGAGCUGUGUCGUGCUGGAGAGACGGGUUCAGAUGGGGAAGGCAGCGGCGCUGUGUGAUUGGAGGACGCAGCUGAGGGCGUGGCGGGCGUGGCGCUCUGUGGUGUGGGCCAAUCGAGUGCAGCGUGAGGCCGAGAGGACAGAGGAGGAGUUACGCACUGAAAACAGGCGUCAGCAGGUGGCGCUGGGCAGCGACAGGCGCAGGCUGCUGAGGCGGAGCCUGAGUGAUUGGCGGCUGUGGUGCCAGCGGGAGCGGAGGCGUCGGGAGCUCCUCUCCCAGCAGGAGGAGACGCAGCGCAAGAUGGCGGCUCUGCUCCACGCUGCUGCGUCAGGGAGGCUGGGACCCAGCAGCACCCCACCUACACCCUGCAUACCCCACAGCACUGAGAGCAGCCAGCCACAGAUCGCCCAGCAGGGGGCAGAGUCUGUCUCUGCAGCUUCAUCUGCAGGGCGGAGCGAGGGAGACGUUCCCCUGGUGGCCAUGCCCACACUGGCCACGCCCAUGCUGACCAUGCCCCCGCCGGCCACGCCCACACUGGCCUGGCAGGUGACCCGGAGGCACGCCGUGCUCGGCUCAGAGGAGCUGCGGCGGGUCAGACGGGACCUGGGUGCCCCCCAGAGGCCAGCGACAGCGGAGCGGAGGGGUGAGGAAGAGCAGCAGCGGCGUGAGGAAGAGCAGCAGCGGCGUGAGGAGCAGCGGCGGCGUGAGAAAGAGCAGCAGCGGCGUGAGGCAGAACAGCAGCGACGUGAGGAGCAGUGGCGGCGUGAGAAAGAGCAGCAGCAGCGUGAGGAGCAGCGGCGUGAGGAAGAGCAGCAGCGGCAGAGCGCCGCCCUCCCCAGCACCCAGGUCUGUCACAGGCCUGCCCAGCAGGGGGCAGUCGCAGCACAUGCAGUACCCACAAUGCCCCUGGCUCUCCCGGCCCGACCCCAUCGUCUGGUCACUGCCAUGGAGGAGCGAGCGAGACAGCGAGCCGAGCGCAGGAGAGAGGUGGAGGAGAUGAAGAGGAGAAAGGAGGAAGAGAGACAGGCCUUGAUGAAGGCAGUGCUGGAGCAGAGGCAGAGGGAGGAAGAGGAGGAGAGAAGGAUGGAAUCAGAGAGGAGGAAGGAGGAGAAGAGACUGCAGAGAGAGAGGGAGCUGGAGAAACAGCGCAGGGUGGAGCAGGUGCAGCUAUUGCGGGUUCGAGCCCUGGAACACUACCACAGAACCCUGCUGCAACACCGGGGACUGGCGCCAUGGAAACGGCUGAUACAGCAGAGCCGCACUCACAGCCAGCUGGCCCGGGACCAUCAGCGACGCUCCCUCCUGAGACGCUGCCUCCUCGCCUGGCUGCACGCCGCAGGCGAGUCCCUGGCUGAGAAAGAGGCCUGUGCUGCCCAUCUGUACCAACACAUUCUGCUGAGGAGGAGCCUACACUGCUGGCAGAAGCUGAAGGAGCUCGCCGUGGUGCAGCAGGAGCAGGCCAGGAGGUUCUGUCGGACUCACUCUCUGCAGAGGGCCUUCACAGCGCUGCUCGAUCAUGUGACCCAGGAGAGGUUUGCAGCCUGGGACAAAGAGCAGCAGGCCCACGAACACCAUCACAGGUGGGCGGUGACUCGCUGUUUUAGGGCGUGGCAGAGGCUGCCUCGCCUGCAGCGAGAGGAGAGAGCGAGAGAGGAGCGCAGAGAGCAGCUGCGUCGACGAGUCGCUGAGAUCCUGCCGGACUUCCGCUGCCCCCGUUUCAGUCAGUCCAGGGCGGAGUUCCACCUGCCCCUCCUCAGUAAAGGUGCAAAAGCCACACAGACAUCUCCGGACGGGCGGGCCAGUGUGGGGCGGGGCGGGGCGGGGCAGGGCAGGGUGGGGAGCUGCUGUGGUACUGCAGUCCGGUGGGGUGAGGAGGGGAGCAGCAGGGAUCAGUGA